Homalodisca vitripennis (glassy-winged sharpshooter) is the source of this 1886-nucleotide messenger RNA. Its product is annotated as electron transfer flavoprotein subunit alpha, mitochondrial-like. Gene Ontology annotation, molecular function: electron transfer activity; flavin adenine dinucleotide binding. The record is from RefSeq and is a predicted model, not a curated record. Gene Ontology annotation, cellular component: mitochondrion. NCBI's taxonomy places the organism in Eukaryota, Metazoa, Arthropoda, Insecta, Hemiptera, Cicadellidae.
GGUACAAACAAGAAAAAAAAAGUUUUUUUACACUUCUAACAAGGGAUUGAUUUUGUUUAUCAUAAAUACAAAAGUAAAGUCAGAUUUAGGUUCGAAAGUUAAAGUUCAAAGGUUUUUUUUGUUUUUACUAACUGGCUUGCGCGUUGAGUUGACUGGUAUUGGUGACAAAACUCAAAUUUCCAUUAAUUAGAAAACUGUUACAUUCAAAUUAGCUAUUUAGAUUAAAUUAAGUUCUUGUUCUAAUCAAUUUGACUGUAACAGACACAGUAGGUCAGUAAGUGUGCAAUUUAUUUUAUUUAUUUAAACACAAGAGGCAUGUUUUCUUCAAAAAUUCUGCACAGCAGCCUUUCUCAUGGUCUUAAGAUCUCGUCAAGAUCUCCAAAGCACCUUGGUGAUAGCGGAACACAAUAAUGACAAACUGAGCACCGAUUAACAAGACAUGCCGUUCACAGCAGCCAGCAAGCUCGGUGGGGAACUAUCAGUACUUGUUGCUGGAACAAAAUGUUCACAGGUAGCUGAGGAGUUGGCCAAGAUCCCGGGACUGACCAAGGUCCUGGUUGCGGAGAACGCAGCGUUUAAUGGCUUCUUGCCGGAGACUCUGGCUCCCCUGGUGUUAGCCUCUCAGAAACAGUUUAACUUCACUCAUAUCGUUGCCGGGGCCACAGCCUUCAGCAAGAGCCUGCUUCCUCGUGUCGCUGCCAAACUGGAUGUGUCUCCCAUCUCCGACGUGAUCGGCAUUAAAGCACCGGAUACAUUCGUGAGGCAGAUCUACGCAGGUAAUGCGAUCCUGACACUGAAGUCGAAGGAUCCAGUGAAGAUACUGACAGUGCGAGGAACCAGUUUCGAGCCUGCAGCAGAGUCCGGGGGCAGUGCCAAGGCCGAAGCUGCACCGGCUGGUGAAUAUAACUCCUCUUUGGCAGCCUUUGUGGGUCAGGAGCUGACCAAGAGUGAUCGACCUGAGCUGACCGCGGCCAAGGUCAUCAUCAGCGGAGGUAGAGGGAUGAAGUCUGGGGACAACUUCAAGUUGUUGUACACCCUCGCUGACAAGUUCCAGAACGCUGCGGUGGGAGCCUCUCGCGCAGCAGUGGACGCAGGCUUCGUGCCCAACGACCUGCAGAUCGGACAGACCGGCAAGAUUGUGGCACCGGAAUUGUACAUCGCUGUCGGUAUAUCAGGAGCUAUCCAACAUCUCGCCGGAAUGAAGGACUCGAAGACUAUCGUGGCCAUCAACAAGGACCCUGAGGCUCCGAUCUUCCAAGUCUCUGACUAUGGGCUUGUCGCUGACUUGUUUAAAGCUGUCCCUGAACUUACCGAGAAGUUAUAACUGGGCUGAAAACAAUUAGAUUACUUCGGCCUUCUUGUAUCAGAUUUUUAUACAUUUUACCUGUGUUAAGGUGCUGUUAUACUUUUGUUUUUGUAUUUUAGUCUUUAGUUUUUAGUGAUUUUUCCACUCAGUGUCAGAACGUAGUUUAUUUGAAAUUAUACUCUUGUGAGCUUUACUCUAACUGAAAAACCUCCAUGUAAAGUGUUCUGUCUAGCUUUAAUUUCUCAGUCAACGCCAAAAGUAGAAGACAGGGAAAAUCUGUAUGGUUUUGAUGACCAUGUAAAAGUAAUUUGUGCAGGAUUGUGAAUUAUAGAUCUAUAGCAUGUAAAAUAUUUGUAUUGUAUUGUGUUUUUGUAUUAGCACAAAUUUUAAAUAUAUUUUAUAUAAUAUUUCUUCUAUUCUAACUUUACAAUAUUAUCUCUUGUCUGCUACGCCAUUGUCUACCAGCCAUUGGAAUUUACCAUAAAACAAUGAUGUAUAUAAGUACAAUAUGUGUAUAAUCUUGUUGUUCUGUAACUAAAUACAAUGAAGAACUGAUAUAAUAUAUUUUUAUAGUUACAUA